UUUACCUGUGGGAAGGGGGGGCGAGAUUAUAAGGCUGAAGAUCUGCAGUCACGGACACGGCCCCAACGUGGCAGAGUUCACUAGGGGCGUAUUUUACAACCUAACGCACGCUCACACGUUACUGGGAAGUGAUGUCAGCUCCCAUUUCCAUCCUCUGGCUUUGAUAAUAACUCCGCCCCGGACACACCCUUUCCACCAGCUGAUAAACCAUAGGCUGCUGAUUUUAUCCACUGAAAAUGGGAAGCCCAGUGGGAAAUGGGGGGGGUGGGGAGGAAGUCCAGGGUCCAUGACCAUGGCCUGUUUCCUGAACCCUCAUGUGAUGGCAGGGCGGCGGGGAGAGAGAUGGACAGAUAGACUACCAGGAAUACAGGUCGCUGAUAGGGUGCUAAGAUCAGGAGUCCAGCCAAUCUGAGGCCUCCGCCUACUCCUUUCUUCCUGCCCCAUCCUCAUCGCCCAACAAAUCACAGUACUCAGCAUUUUCCCAACAUCAGCAUGUCUCCUGGCUACUCCGACUGCCGUCCCCGGGUCCCUACUCUGACUGCACUGUUGCUUUAAAGGUAUUUUAUACUCUCGUUUCACGAGACAGGAGGAAAUCCAUCAGAGAGCCGCGAAACUGCACAGCGGAGGGGCUGAUGUUACACCGCAGCAGGAUUGGGUUCGGCGCGGCCGCUCCGUGCACCUGUGACCCUGUGCUGAGCCUGGGUCACCACAAGCAUUCAAAGAGAUACUAAACAUGACUUUCCAUACAAGAUCAGUUGGAUGGAGGAGAACAAGCCAUCGAGUGCCACCAGCGACCCUGCCAGCUGCAGCACGGGGGUCUCACAGAGAGCUGCGCCAUAAAUAUUUAAUGCAGACCCUCUGCCAGUGCCAAAACACCCACAGAAGGAACAAGAUCCCUGGCCUCCCUGACACUUGGUUCCUCUUACCUGGUUAUUAAGGAUAUUGUGCUCGUGUAACUGAAGAUGGCCACUGGUGCCAAUGAUACCAACGUGAGCUUCCCGUGCGACUUCAACGAGCACUUCAAGUACAUCCUGCUGCCAGUGAGCUACAGCCUAGUGUUUGUGGUUGGCCUGGUGCUUAACUGCGCCGUCAUGUACGCCAUCAUGUUCCAGACCCGGCACUGGAGGGCUGUCACCGUCUACAUGCUCAACUUGACAGUGUGCGACACGCUGUAUGUGCUCACGCUACCCUUCCUCAUCUACUACUAUGCCGACGAGAAUGACUGGCCGUUCGGGGAGCCGCUCUGCAAGCUGGUGCGCUUUCUGUUCUACACCAACCUGUACGGCAGCAUCCUCUUCCUGUCCUGCAUCAGCCUACAGCGCUUCCUGGGUGUGUGCCAUCCGGUGCGUUCCCUGGGCUGGGCGGGCAGCCGCAGCGCACGCCGCAUCUCCGCCGCCGUCUGGCUAACCGUGGUGUCCUUUCAGGCGCCCAUUCUGUACUUCUCUCGCACGAGACAGACGGGUACUGGAUGCGUGUGUCAUGACACCACCAGCCGUGAGCUCUUCCCCCACUUCCUUGCGUACAGUGGCGUCGUGUCGAUGCUGCUCUUCUGCGUGCCCUUUGCUGUGGUGGUUGCCUGCUAUGGGCUCAUGCUCCACAAACUGCUGGAGGCGCCGCCGGUCCCUGGCUCGGUGUCGGCACGCUCCAAGCAGAGGUCAGUGAGGAUGAUUACCGUGGUGCUGAUGGCCUUCUUGCUCUGCUUCCUGCCCUUCCACGUGACACGUAGCGUCUACUACAGCUUCCGCUACCUGGAUCAGGCAGUCGGCUGCAAGCUGCUGGCCGCCUCCAAUGCCGCCUACAAGGCCACCCGGCCUCUGGCCAGUGCUAACAGCUGCCUCGACCCCAUCCUUUACUUCAUGGCGGGACGCGGUUUCCGCUGGAGUGUCAUUGGCCAGAGGAAUGUCAGGCAACCCACUGCGGUAGCCGAGGCUACUCUGCCCGCUAACAAGGUUUGACUGGCUAAGCUGGAUCUCGGAAGCUGUGCAUUCUGGGGGAAAAAGGGACUGGUGCUUAUAUACUGACAGGAGGAUCUAGGAGGCCAGUGACAGAAGAUUUAAAAAGGUACUUAUGAGGCAGCAUGCAGACUAGUUAGCCCUCCAGUUCAUGCUGCCUGAACUCAGUGUGGUCGACUGCAAUCUGUAAGUCAGCCAGAAGGGACAAGAGGUUUGCGUGGAAGAGAGACUGAAUAUUUCAUGGCCGCAGAACAAAUGUUUGCCUUUCCUUGUUCUAUAUCCUGCUAUCCUUUAUGUGGCCAAGAACAUGUUAGCGUGAGGAAAGUUUUCUUCAGUUUGUUUCUUGCGCAUUCAGCGUUAUUCACUUUGCUCUAUUAUCUCUAAAACACGGCAGACAAAACAUUUUUCUAAUCGAGUGUGUGUGCAAUUCACGAAACGUAAACACAAUGAUUAUUAAAGCAUGACUGUAUCUUUGUCAUCGGUUGCGUAACAGACUUUCAAAGAACCACCUAGUGCUUUGUCAGUGUGGCAGUCAAGUGUGAUGUACAGCUCUGCCAGUAGAGGGCGCCACUGUCAAACUACUGUAACCAUUCUUGUUUGGUAGCAGAGAGGAACAGGGAUAUACUGUAUGGAUAUGAAAGAACGUAAGCUGCAGCUUCCCGUGUAUGGAGGAAAAAGGGGAAGAUUUACGCAGCCAGAAAUGGGAGGAUUUACACUGGAGUCUGAGGUAUCAAGCUAUCCCUUUAAACAGCUCUUAACCCCAAAAACAUCCCAGAAUUCCCCUCAGAAUUCCCGCAUCGCACUCUCUAACAAUGCAAGCUGAGUCAACAUGUGGGGCUCCCUGGGGAGUGUUUGUUAGGCUGCCUCGGACCAACCAAUGGGAGAACUGAUGCGAAUCAUGGAUCCAAGAUGGAGGCAUGUUUAAAUAAAUUGGUUCUUUAUU
Molecule: messenger RNA, 2895 nt
Organism: Brienomyrus brachyistius
Lineage: Eukaryota; Metazoa; Chordata; Actinopteri; Osteoglossiformes; Mormyridae
Product: P2Y purinoceptor 2-like
Exons: 3
Coding region: 963-1955 (330 amino acids)
Biological process (GO): G protein-coupled receptor signaling pathway
Cellular component (GO): plasma membrane
Molecular function (GO): A1 adenosine receptor binding; G protein-coupled UTP receptor activity
Source: RefSeq, a predicted model, not a curated record